AUGAACUUGUCGUCACAUGUGUCUAUUCAAAGGACAAAAGAGAAAAGAAAUAUGAACGAGAAGAAAGUUCGUCAAGUAAAUGGAUUAGAUUGGGCUGAAUCAUCAAUAUUUCAUUGGUUUCAUGUGAUCUUUUGGACUUGGAUUAAUCCAAUAUUAACAAUUGGUCAUAAACGCGAAUUAACAGAAGAUGAUCUCUUCGAAGUUUCAUCGAAAGACGAAUGUCAACAUUUACUGAAUCGAAUAACAAAAAUUUGGGAUGAAAAUAUUCAUUUAGACACAUGGAAAGUGUUAAUUAAAACUUUUUGGAAAAAUUUUCUCAUCUCCGGUGUUAUUCUUUUUCCAUACACAGCCACAAAGAUUGCACAACCAUUACUUAUCAAAGAAAUUAUUUUGAUAAUCAAUGAUCAUCAACGACCUUCCUAUAUGGGAUAUAUUUACGCAUGUUGUUUAGGUCUUUCUACAAUUGGACAAGCGAUGAUGCAUCAACAAUAUUUCUUUCGUAUAACUCGUAUUGGAUCUCAUGCACGAAUUGCAUUAUCAACAAUUAUUUAUAAACGAUUAUUGUCGUUAUCGACAAGUUCGAUGAUUCAAACGACAACGGGUCAAAUCGUCAAUUUGAUUUCGAAUGAUGUGGGAAAGUUCGAAGAGUUAAGUGUAAGUAUUCAUCUGCUUUGGGCAGCUCCUUUAGAAGCCAUGAUCGUCUUUGUAUUAAUUUGGUUUGAAAUUGGUCUUCCAACAUUAUUUGGUUAUGGAGUUUUACUUCUUCUUGUUCCGUUACAGUUGAUCUUUAGUAAACAAUUUGGUAAAAAUCGAAAAAGUACUGUGGAAUGGUCGGAUAAACGAGUCAAGGUGAUUAAUGAAAUUCUGGUCGGUUGUCAAAUUGUGAAAAUGUAUCGAUGGGAAGAAGCGUUAGAAAAUGUUGCUUACAAUGCUCGUGAAAAUGAAUUCCGAAGUGUAAGAAAAGCCAGUCGAAUCCGUGCAAUUAAUAAUGGCAUUUCAUUUGCUGCAUUACCGAUUAUUUCCUUAGCUUUAUUCGGUGGAAGUUGGCUCAUGGGACAAAAUUUAUCUCCUGCGAAUAUUUUCACUACUUUAGCCUUCUUAGGAAAUUUACGAUAUCCAGUUACAAUUGGUUUACCUUAUGCAAUCGAAAAAUUAAGCGAAAGUCGAAUUGCGACAAAACGAAUUAAUCAAUUUAUGAAAUUAUAUCAACGAAAUGAAGAAAUGAAAGAUCAAAAUGGAUCUGUAGGUUGUAUUCAAAUGAAUAAAGCAUCAUUUACUUGGAAUAAUUCUUCUUCUGUUACUGAAUUAAAUGAUAUUGAUUUAAAUAUUACCAAUGGAUCAUUAGUUGGAAUCAUUGGUUCGACUGGUUCAUGUAAAUCUUCACUUUUAUCUGCUAUUCUUGGUGAAAUGUUAUUAAACAAAGGUACAAGUCAAAUAUCCGGUCAAAUCGCAUAUGUUUCUCAAAUUCCUUGGAUAUUCGCUGGUACAAUUCGUGAAAAUAUUUUAUUCUGUCAAUCAUUUCACGAAGAUAAAUACACCCGUGUACUUCAAGCUUGUCAAUUAACCACCGAUUUACGUUCAUUCGUUGCAGGUGACAUGACAAUUAUCGGUGAAAAAGGCGUAAAUUUAAGUGGGGGACAAAAAGCGCGUGUUUCUCUUGCACGAGCAAUGUAUACCGAUGCGGAUAUUUAUCUAUUUGAUGAUCCAUUAGCUGCUGUCGAUCGAUCAGUUGCUCAAAAGAUCUUUAAAGAAUGUAUCAGCAAUGAAGGUAUAAUAAAGAACAAAACACGAAUAUUGGUUACACAUCAAAUACAAUUUUUAAACGAAUUUGACUAUUGUGUUUUGUUGAACAAUGGACAAAUUGAAAAACAAGGUUCACCGAAAGAUUUGUUGUCCAUUGAUCAUGUUGCAAAAUCGUACGAAAAUCAACAAUUUCAUGGUGAUGAAAAGAAAUCUCGUGUCGAUAGUUACGUUGAUUCAUCAUCAAAACAACAAAUCGAUAAAACAAGUAUUAUGAAAGAUGAAAUUUCCAUCGUUGGAAAUGUUAACAUUAAAAUUUGGGCAAAAUUAUUCACAUCUGCCUAUGGAAUCAUCGGACUUCUCCUUUUAAUCUUCUUAAUGUUCUUAGGUGAAGCAGCAUAUGAUGCAACGAACAAAUGGUUGAGUAUUUGGUCAUCAAAAACGCCUCAUGAACAACGCGAACAUCAUUAUGCAUAUGUUUAUUUUGGAUUAGUGAUGAGUACUUGGUUAAUUUCCUUAAUUCGUGCUGAUUAUUUCUUUAAUUUAAUUUUACACGGUGCAUCGGCGUUACAUAAUCGAAUGUUCAAAGGUGUUCUGUACACUUCAUUAAGAUUUUAUGAAAGUAACCCAGUCGGCCGGGUAUUAAAUCGCUUCUCCAAAGAUCAACAGACUUUAGAUGAAUUAUUACCGAUUACAUUCUAUGAUACACUUCAAGCAUUGAUUAUGGUUUUAGGAUCAAUUGUUAUGAUUGGAAUUGUUAAUCGAUGGGUAUUGUUGAUUUUAAUACCGAUUAUUCCAACAUUUUUCUGGUUGAGAAAGUAUUAUUUACGAAUAAGUCGAAGUUUGAAACGAUUGGAAAGUGUAACGCGAAGUCCUAUUUAUGCUUUAUUUUCGUCGACGUUGAAUGGUUUAAUGACAAUUCGAGCAUUUCAUAACGAAGAACAAUUUUUAAAUUUAUUUGUUAAUAAAAUCAAUGCACAUACACGUGCAUUUUUUCUUUUUCAAUGUACAGGUCGUUGGUUUGGUAUUCGAUUAGAUUUGAUGACGUGUUGUUUAACAUUUCUCACUGCCAUUUUGUCAAUUGUCUUACGAAAACAAAUGGAACCAUCGGAUGUCGCGCUGGCGUUAUCGUACUGCAUAAGUUUAACUGCACUUUUUCAAUGGGCCGUUCGACAAUCGGCGGAAACGGAAAAUUUCAUGACAAGUGCAGAACGAGUUGACGAAUAUUCACAUUUACCACCGGAACACGAUUUCUACCAAGGAAAAGUCAUUCCACCUGCCAAUUGGCCACAUGAAGGACGCAUUCGAUUUGAAAACUAUCAACUCAAAUAUCGUCCUGAACUUGAACCAGUGUUAAAAGGAAUUAAUUUCGAAAUUCUUCCCGGAAAUAAAAUUGGUGUUAUUGGACGAACUGGUGCAGGAAAAUCAUCGAUAUUUCAAGCGUUAUUUCGUCUCACAGAACCAUUAACAACCGAAGGCAAAAUUCUUAUCGAUGAUAUCGAUAUUCAUACAAUUAGUUUAAACGAUUUACGUUCAGUAUUAAACAUCAUUCCUCAAACACCUGUUUUGUUUAGUAACACACUUCGAUACAAUCUCGAUCCAUUUCAAGAAUAUACUGAUGAACAAUUAUGGAGCGCAUUAGAAGCUGUUCAAUUGAAGAACAAAAUCGAGAAAUUAGAUAUUCAAAUUGCAGAAUAUGGAAGUAAUUUUAGUGUUGGUGAAUGUCAAUUGAUUUGUGUUGCACGUGCUAUUUUAAAACCAAGUAAAAUUUUGUUAAUUGACGAAGCAACUGCACAUGUUGAUACAAAGACUGAUGAAAUUAUUCAAGAAAUUCUACGAGAGAAAUUCUCUCAACAGACGAUUUUAACCAUUGCACAUCGAUUAAAUACAAUUAUGGAUUCAGAUGAAAUUCUCGUUCUUGAAAAAGGUUCUAUUCAAGAUUAUGGAACACCAAAAGAAAUUCUCACGAAACAGAAAGAUUUUCUCAAUGAAAACUCGGACUGA
Molecule: messenger RNA, 3744 nt
Organism: Adineta ricciae
Lineage: Eukaryota; Metazoa; Rotifera; Eurotatoria; Adinetida; Adinetidae
Source: the annotation of a GenBank genome assembly